UAUUAUAACUUUAAUCCAUUUUUGUUAAGCAAAAAUACUAAAUUAAAGUUUUAUUAUGGAUUCAUUAGUUAAAUUUAUGUUUGCAAUUAUCUUUUUGUCUACUUUCGUCAUCAUUUCUUCUAGUUGCAUUGGAAAAACUAUUCUACGAAUCGGUGGUUUAUCUUGCCAAGAUAAACAAACAAUUCUUGAUGAACACAAUCGUUUGCGUCAACUAGUAGCACUGGGACAAGUGCAGGGUCAGCCUCAUGCUGCCAAUAUGAGAGAGAUGAUUUGGGAUGAUGAGUUGGCAACAACAGCACAAAGAUGGGCUGAAACUUGUGCUGAAUUUCACGAUUCAUCACGUCACGUUCGAAGAUUCAUUGUAGGGCAGAAUAUUGCUCGAACAUGGACGAGUAGACCAUUAGGACCCUAUGAUAGCGCACCAAACUGGCGAAGACAAAUUUCCGGGUGGUUUAGUGAAGUUCAAUUCUAUCACGGUGGAUAUCAUCCAACUACAGGUCAUUACACUCAGGUUGUUUGGGCAAAUACAUUUUUAAUUGGCUGUGGAUAUACAUAUUUUUAUGAUCCUGCUCGUGGAUAUACAAAAAAUUAUGUCUGCAAUUAUGGUCCAAGUGGAAAUAUUAUUGGCCAACCUCCCUAUCGAAUAGGACAACCAUCAUGCAAUCGUUUCGGAUUGGCUUAUUCGAACAGAUAUGCUGGCCUUUGCUCUCGGGAUAAUAUAUAUUAUCUAGGGGCCUUCUGUACGUAUUUAUUUUGACAAUUCAAAUGGAUAUAUAAACUUAUAAUGUCAUAAAAGUUUGCGUGCACCCUAAGUCCACAAAAAAAUAAAUAAAUGAAGAAAAGAUCUUAUAUGUAUAUAUUGAAGUCAGACUGCAAUCUCACGCUUUUUUAAUUUCCAGCCAAUAGAAGGUUACACUAAUUAUUUCCAAUUGAUAUUCAUACUUGUGCACGAUGAAAAACUUUUAAUAGAAAUACCACAGAUUUGAUUUACAUAUAUAGAUUGAGUUUAUUAGCUGAUGGUUAUUAUGAGAAUGGCGACGUUCAUGUUCUUCUGAAUCCACUUGAACGCUAUUGAGGAGGACCAUUUUCAUCGCACACAAGGGAUUUUUACAGUUUAGACAGCAAUAAAGUUAUUGCCAACAUUUAUUGUUACAAAUAAAUACAUUUAUAAGAAUAUAAAAUUUUUAUAUCUUUUUUAUUUC
This is a messenger RNA of Chelonus insularis, 1202 nucleotides long. RefSeq names its product scoloptoxin SSD976-like. NCBI's taxonomy places the organism in Eukaryota, Metazoa, Arthropoda, Insecta, Hymenoptera, Braconidae. Bases 56 to 757 code for a protein of 233 amino acids. The record is from RefSeq and is a predicted model, not a curated record. The transcript has 7 exons. Gene Ontology annotation, cellular component: extracellular region.